GGCAGCGCGUCCCAUUGACGAGCAGCGACACACCGAGCAGCGUGUCCCCAGCCCCCCCAGUCCACACGACCACUCCACGGACCGGCGCUGACUGGGAGCUCGGCCGUCGCGAUGCGCACCUGCAGGAGCUCACGGUCCGGACAGGUGUGAGACCUGAGGCGCGCGUGCAUGCAGGACCAGCUGAUUUCUAGCGGACCCCCCUCUGGAUGUAGCCCCGCAGACCACCUCCACCCCCCCGGCAGGCCGGGCCCACUUCAGCCCCACAUGGAUGGAUCCCGCUGCAGGAGCUGUGUUUAUGGAAUAUGAAGCCCGUGCGCACGAGCAUGCCUCCCCGUCUCCCCUGCACUCGGACAUCCCCUGGCCGCGUCGAGCCCCCUUCGCCAUGAGGGCUCGGUAAUCCGGUGCCUGUGCGCGCGUGAUCGGACCGGACCCCCGGUGUUUAGUUUGGCUCGGGCUCGCUGCAGAGGGUUUAUCUGCGCGGAGGGUUUUUCUUUGUGUCACAGGGCUUCACGCACAGUGCGCACGGAGCAGCGGCUCCGCUUCACCCGCCGUUGCGCGCAGCUCUUUGUGGCCGGGUUCGCGAUGGCACCCGGCCGGCCCGAGGGGCAGGACCACCCGCCGGAGAACGGCUUCACCCCGCUGGAGCACCCGGUGCCCCGGCUGCUGCCGCGCAUCGACGGCUCGGUGCUGCCGUCGCUGGGCGGCUUCGGGCGGCACCAGAAGCAGCUCGUGGUCCUGACCUGGAUCCCGGCUUUGUUCAUCGGCUUUAGCCAGUUCUCGGAUUAUUUCCUCCUGGCGCAACCCAUCGGCACGUGUCUGCGGCCCCUGGCCAACGACAGCGACUGGACCGGGGCGUCCCCGCCGCUCACCGGGGGCACACCGGCGCUGCUGCCCAGGGGCAACGGCACCGGGGACGGCCAUGGGGAGGGACAGGGGCUGGGACAGGGGGGCGGGAUGUGCGCGUGCACGGAGUGGAGACUGGAGCUGGAGACAGGACUCAGCCAGAAUGUGGUCACCAAGUGGAAGCUGGUGUGCGACUCGGCCUGGAAGGUGCACAUCGCCAAGUUCUCCCUGCUGGUGGGCUCCAUAUUUGGCUACCUAGUGAUGGGUGUCAUGGCCGACUGGUUUGGUCGACACCCGGUGAUGAUCCUCUCCGUGUUCUUCAUGCUGGUGUUCGGUCUGAGCGUGGCCUUCUCCACCAACGUCACCAUGUUCAGCACCUUGCGCUUCUUUGAGGGUUUCUGCUUGGCGGGCCUCGCUCUCUCCCUCUACGUGCUCAGGAUCGAGCUGUGUCUGCCAGCCUGGCGGUUCUCCAUGACCAUGGUGGCCAGUUUUCUGAUGGUGGGGGGGCAGCUCCUGAUGCCGGGCGUGGCCGCGCUGUGCCGCAGCUGGCCGGACCGGGACGACUGGCAGGUGCUGCAGAUAGUCAUCAUCAGCCCCUUCGUCCUGAUGCUGCCCUACGUCUGGAUUUUUCCCGAGUCACUGCGCUGGUUGCUGGCCACCCAGCACUACAGGAGGUCCAAGGCCAUGAUGCUUCACAUCGCCCGGAAGAACCAGGUCGACCUGACCACCGAGCCCAGCGGGGUGUUCACAGAGCUGGAGCAGGAGCUGCACAAGAGGCCCCAGAGGACCUGCAUCGUGAAGAUGAUGAGCACCAGGAACCUGUGGAAGAACAUCGUGGUGCUGUGUGUCAACUCCCUGACCGGCUACGGGAUCCACCACUGCUUCGCCCGCAGCAUGAUGGACCCGGAGGCGCAGCCGACUGCUCUGUGCCACGCAGACUACUACACCAUGGCUGGCAUCGCCGUGGCCACCUGCCUGGCAGUGUGCCCCGCUGUGGGGCUGAUGGGACGUCGGGGGGGGCUUCUCACCUUCAUGAUCAUCACGGCCCUGGCCUCCCUGCUGCAGCUCGGCUUACUCAACUUGAUCGGGAAGUACAGCCUUCGCCACGACACAGUUCUGCGAGACUCCCUGAACAGGAAGUUCUCGGUGGCGUUCUCCAUCAUCGGGAUGUUCUCCUCGCACGCCGUGAGCACGCUCAGCAUCUUCUUCUGUGCUGAAAUCACCCCGACAGUCAUCAGGGGAGGAGGGCUCGGCCUGGUCCUGGCCAGCGCCGGCUUCGGGAUGCUCACCGCUCCCAUCAUGGAGCUCCACAACCAGAAGGGCUACUUCCUGCACCACGUGAUCUUCGCCUGCUGCACGCUGCUCUGCAUCAUCUGCCUGCUGCUGCUGCCGGAGCCGCGGGGCCAGCCCCUGCCGGAGAGCCUGGCCGACGGAGAGACCUUCACCCGGCAGACGCUGCUCCACCCCGGGGAGCAGCACCUCCUCCUCGUGAAGAGCGACAGGGACUACUCCCGCGUCCACGACACGCCCAUACACCUCUCGACCACCGGGGGCGCUACAGUGGCAGCAGCCACCGCUCUGGCAGCGGUGCCGGCCUCGUAUGCCCUGGCGACUGGUGGGGAGGUGAUUGGAAAUUGUGCCGUAGCCAAUGGGGUGUGAGCGUCACAGCGGCGCCCCACUACUGUGCUAUUAACUGCUCAAGCAUUAACCAGACUGAACCCCCCCCCCCCUGAAAGAAAGAGAGAGACUUUUGAAGGAAAUGAUCCGAUGGACUCUUGUGAUGGUUGGAGACUGUGACAAUAGUGAUUUUGUGUAGUUUGUAGUGAUUAUGAUUCUUCAGGAGUUGCCAAAAAAGAUGGUCCUGCACCACGCUGACCUGAAGUCAGUGUGUUGAGCAGUAUGAAGGUUCUCGAGCGGUGAGUCUCUCUCUCUCUGCCGAAACAACGACGAGCGAACGAGCUCCUGUUCGUGGCUGUGACUCGUUGAAAGAGGACUUCAUCCUGUGGUUCUUUAUGAGUUGAUUUGCACUAAACGUCCGAGACACAAUCAGGUGUUUGUGAUUUCCCCGGGGGCCGACACGCUUGGGGGGGGGGGGGGGGAUGGAUCCAGGGAUUGGCCGAACCGCUACCGCUCUUUUUGUUCUGCAUGAAUUGGCCCAGGUGGUUUUACACGUUCCCCUGUUCUCUAUCUGUGUUCCACCGCGAGGAGGCCGCUGUGGCACUUUACCCUCAGACGGUGACGCUCGGUGUCCAUGUGUUGGAACUUCCUGCGGUUGUUGUUGGGGGUGUAUGAUGGUGGUCCCGGUGUGACGGACAGCCGGAGACCUUGGAAGACGCCGUGUGGAGGCCGCGCUAAACGGAUCUGAGCGCUGAACGGACAUCGGGUGCUUUGUCUUAUGACGCGUCUCAGCUUUCCAAAUGGCUUUAUCGCGAUGGCUCUGUCGUUUUUUAACAAAAAAAACAACAGAAUGUAAUUUAUGAAAACCAGUAUUUAUUUUGUCUCUCUGCCCAGGGCAAAGUUUUGUUGUUUGAAAUACCUCCUGGAUCUCCACGUGUCCCCUGUGCUGUGGUGAUGUGGUGAACCUGCUCCUGGGACAUGUAACUUUAGCCAGAAAGCACAAUAUUUUACAGUUUUUUGAAAUAAAUGUUUGUGAAGAUUAGAGUAGAGCCGCCGUGAAACUGGCCUAGUUGUGAUUAGUGUACAUUUAUACACUUUACUAUGGAAGUAUCCUUUAGUACUGCAUAGAGAUGUAAGGUAUGUAAACAUGUGCCAUUCGUUCAUUUUGUAUGGAUCAGAGACUGUGUGUAAAGAUGGACGCCAUGACAGCUCCUUGAAAGUGAAGCCAAGGCAUCUGGACCGCCCCCUGGUGGCUGGCUGCAGUACCGCUCUCAAAUCCCUGCCUCCUCCAUGCAAGUGGAUGGGACACGGACCAG
Platichthys flesus (European flounder) is the source of this 3776-nucleotide messenger RNA. RefSeq names its product solute carrier family 22 member 23 (gene slc22a23b). The record is from RefSeq and is a predicted model, not a curated record. Gene Ontology annotation, cellular component: membrane. NCBI's taxonomy places the organism in Eukaryota, Metazoa, Chordata, Actinopteri, Pleuronectiformes, Pleuronectidae. The transcript has 10 exons. Gene Ontology annotation, molecular function: transmembrane transporter activity. Gene Ontology annotation, biological process: transmembrane transport. Bases 583 to 2502 code for a protein of 639 amino acids.